GCGCGGGUCCUCGCGCGCACCGGGCUCUGACCUUCAGGGCCUCCUUCCGGCGCUCGAGGGCUGCACACCGCCGCGGUUCUUCCAUGGCGCGGGCCGUGCAGAAGCUGGUGAAGGCCGUCUCGACCAAGGGACCGCAGCUGCUGUCCGCUGCUGUCACUUACUCAAGGCCUCGGCUGGACACUUUCUGGUACUAUGCCAAGGUUGAGCUGGUUCCUCCAACUCCUGCUGAAAUUCCCAGGGCGAUUGAGAGCCUGAAAAUGCUGCUGAGGAGCUACCAGACUGGGCGCCUUGCACAACUCACUGUCAAGGAAGCUCUGAGGAAUGGUUUGGUGGCUACUGAAGUACUGAUGUGGUUUUACAUUGGUGAAAUCAUAGGCAAGCGUGGCCUGAUUGGAUAUAAAGUCUGAAGAACUUUCUUCUUUUGAUUCCUAAUGGUGUCUUGAUAAUAUUAAAUUAUGGCACUGAGAUUAAA
Candoia aspera is the source of this 472-nucleotide messenger RNA. RefSeq names its product ATP synthase membrane subunit g (gene ATP5MG). The coding region runs from base 84 to 407 and encodes 107 amino acids. Gene Ontology annotation, molecular function: proton-transporting ATP synthase activity, rotational mechanism. The record is from RefSeq and is a predicted model, not a curated record. Gene Ontology annotation, biological process: proton motive force-driven ATP synthesis. NCBI's taxonomy places the organism in Eukaryota, Metazoa, Chordata, Lepidosauria, Squamata, Candoiidae. The transcript has 3 exons.